UCACUUCCACCGCGACCUGCUUCACCACCGCCAUCGCCGCGAAGAGGACCAAGAGGCGGACGUUUAUUAGACCGAAUUGGGCCAGUUGGAGCGGUGGCAACACGUGUAUCUGAUUCGUAUGUCCCACCACACGACUUUGAUCGACGAAGAGACCGAAGAGAUCCUCCACCGCGGAGAGACCGAGAGCGCGACAAUGGGUGGCCAAGAAGAAGAUCACCUGACCCACCACGCAGAGGUGGAGACUCGUUUAUUCCUGAUAGAGACAGAAAUCGGUACUAUGACAGACGACCGCCUUCGCCUCUACCUCGAGGUGUGUUCUAUUUUAUGUCCCUUAUAAAUAAUCUCACUUGACUCAGGUAGAUAUCCCCGUCAAAUGUCUCCCUCUCCUCGACGGAGGAUUGGCUCGCCACCACCACGUGAUAGACGCCCACGAACUCGCAGUCGUACUCGCAGUCCACCACCCUCAGCAAAACGGCUAAGGUUAGGUUCGCAUGCAAUUGGUGGGCCAAUGAGAUCUCCUUCCCCUCGACGAAGACCGCCACCAACACCUCGAAGUCGAAGUCCCCGCCUGCCUGCACACUCGAGACCGAGUCCAGCAAAUGGGACGCCAGAGCCAGGCAUGAUCGUCGAAGACUCCCCGCAGCCCGUCAAGAAAGAACCCGAGCCAGAAGUCAAAUCUGAGCCAGUAGAACCAAUCAAAAUGGAAAUCGAAUCCACUGUAGUCAUGAAAUCGGAACCAGAGCCUGUGAAGAUGGAAGAGGAUAUCAAAGAGCCUGUUGUAAUACGACAACCACCCACUCAACCUCGAGCACAUACAUCAGCCAAUGAUGCCCUUAUUCCUACGGGCCCGAAAUCCAAUUCGCCCGCCCGACCACCCCCUUCUAUUCCAACAGGCCCAAGAAACACAUCACCACAAAGGAUCCCUACUGGUCCGAGAGCGAAUUCCCCACCGCGUAUUCCAACUGGCCCUCGCUUGUCUUCUCCCCCUCGUGCUCCGAAUUCAUCUGUUACUAUACCUUCUGGCCCAAGAGGCCGCAAUCGUUCACCGCCCAGAGGACCACGAGGUGAUCGGUUUGGUGUGCGCGGUCGUGGUGGUCGGCGAGGUGGAAUGCCUGCCUCUGGAACUCUGUCAAACGCAACUCCGUUGGGCCCUGGUGGAGCUUCGAAAUAUCAACAACAGCCCUCCACACCUGCUACGCCUAUUAUUGAGUCACUACCCGCACCUGAGAAGAAGGAGAAUGAAGUUGAAAUCGUUGUUUCUACCCCCGUUGUCGAGCCUCCAAAGCCCAGCAUCCCACUUCCGCCAAUACCAGUUUGGGACGUGAAGAUGCAUCCAGAACGGGCCGAGCUGCAUAAAAUGUUGGAAACAAACAAAGCCCAUCGCGCCAAUCUGCAGGCACAGUACCUUAACCCCGAGAAGAACCCACAGCGUGCCGUAAAUGAACUAGACCUUGCGACAAUCGAUUGGCGAGCAGCAGAGGGACGCACAGCAAGAAUGCACGUUCAGGUUGAGUUGGCGAGAGCAGGCAAGUUUGGAGUUGACUAUGAAAUGAGGGAAGAAACCUUAGUUGUAUGA
Messenger RNA from Mycena indigotica, 1576 nucleotides. RefSeq lists its product as uncharacterized. The transcript has 2 exons. The record is from RefSeq and is a predicted model, not a curated record. Lineage: Eukaryota; Fungi; Basidiomycota; Agaricomycetes; Agaricales; Mycenaceae. Bases 374 to 1576 code for a protein of 400 amino acids.